Molecule: messenger RNA, 282 nt
Organism: Ostertagia ostertagi
Lineage: Eukaryota; Metazoa; Nematoda; Chromadorea; Rhabditida; Trichostrongylidae
Source: the annotation of a GenBank genome assembly
AUGCUCUUCUGGUGGUUCUUUCUACGGCGGACGCAAUUUCGACAAUUUCAAGAAGGCUUCACUUGGAAUUCUUCCGUGAAAGCCAACCAAACAAGCAGCACUUGGAAGAAGAUCUUCGCGUUUGCGGCGAUUCCAUGUCUUGCCCUCACAAUGUAUGCCGCGUAUAAGGACCACGAAAGUCACAUGUCACACGAGCGUCCGGAAUACGUCGCAUACCCAUUCAUGAACGUUAGAAAUAAGCCAUUCCCAUGGGGUGAUGGCAACCACACGUUGUUCCACAAU